AUCUUUUAUUUGUUUAGUGAUCCCUGUGGUGGAAAGCUUGUUGUUAACAUUUGAUUGGCGACGUCUUAAUGAUAUAACUUGGUUUCGAAAAUGUUGGUAUCACAAUGGCUUGAUGGAAGCAUUAUUUACAGGACACAAACCAAGUGAUGAUGGUCAACAAGUUGAUGUGCACAGAAGUUUUGAUUUACCUUUGGAAAGAAAUGACUCAAGUGAAGAUCUUGAUUUAUUAUAUAAUACAAGUGAUACAGUUACAGCUGAAAUUGUUUUUGCAGUGUCAAUUGUGGACUUAAGAAUAUAUGCCAAUAUGGCACAGUUCAUGGGAAAUGCUCACAUACUGUUUUCACAUGUACAUGGAAUUGGUCAUGCUGAUGUUCACCAAAAUAAACUUAUUUUGUUGAUGUGCAAUGGCGGAAUUGAAGAAAUUGAUUUUACAGCUGAGGGAGGAGUUGUUGCUGGUGAUUUAACAAUGAAAAUGUUACAGCUAAAUGUACUGGUGUCUAGUCAAGAAGACACUGUUCCAGAGCAUAAUAUUCUUAUCAAUCUGGGUGUCCUUCAGGGUCACAUAGACUACAUGAGUGCACACAUAUUGCUAUUAAGAAUUGUUGACAUUUGUGCUGAAGCUUGUGAUGUAUGGAAUGAUGUUUCUCAAAGUGAUGUUGCUCAGCAGUCUUCUGUGGGCAUUCAAAUUAGUGCUAAGUUAAAAUGGACUGCUUUUCAAUUAGCAAUGCAUCGUUCAACUGCUGCAGCUGCUUUUGGUAUUGCUCAAAGAAUGUAUGAUUUUGUUAUGCAGCAAAAAAAGAGGAGUGAGAGAACGAUUGGAUUGAUGCUUCCUCCUGGAACUGCAGCAUCAACUGCCUUUGCAGCUUAUCAGGAAGAUCAAAAGCGUGCUGAAAAAAGUAACAUAGAUAGCCCAUUUAUGGAAUACCAUCACUGGAUGUGGGCUGUCAAGUUUGGAAAUACUGCAUUUUUGAAGGGGUUAACAAAUUUGGACAGUCAUGAUUGUAAUGUAUCAUUAGGAGGCAAGAUUGACAUUAGUGGAGACAACUUUUGUCUUGUAUGUUUUCACGGUACUUCAUUUCGUGAAACUGAGUGGGCAACAUUAAACAUCAACUUUCUUGGUGGCCAAUUUUCUACUAUAGCUAUUCCUGGCUUAGGAGAGCUAAAUGAAGUACGCAAAUCUGAUGUUUUGGCACGAAUAUGCAGUCAAUCAUGCAAAAUAUUCCUUGGCCAAAAUAUCUCAACAAAAUCUGAAUUGGCUGCAAUAUAUCGUGUUUCAGUUGGUCGUGGUGGAAUUCCUCCUAUAUCUCAUAAAGAAAUUGCAGAGUGGUUACAUUUUGCUUGCAUACAUCAUUAUAUACAUUCAAGUAAAGAUACUUCAGGACAUGGAAAACUGUUUCUAAAGCAGAGCCAAAAACUUACUAUACAACAGGUUAUUGGAUUUCCAGCCUUAAAUGUGACUAUGAUAAAUGAUCAUUUCUGGCCUUCGUUAGACACUUUGUUAAAGUGUGUAAACUCUGUUGAAAAACCUUUGUGUACUGUAGAGUGCAGUGUCUUUUCAUCAUUUUCUGAGAGCAUUGCUGUGACAACUGCAGUAGAAAAUUACUUGUUUCUUCAUGACCUAUUCAAAGGUUACGUUGAUCAUUUGGAGGAGCAAAAGAUUUCAUUUCGACCUCCAUUUUGUGGCACUCAAAUUCAAGGGAGGGAACUAUCUAAUGAGAACAUGAGAAAUUUUGUAAGUAUUCGCUGGGAUGUAGAGCCACAUAUUUUAUUAAUGGGCAAAUCUACUUGGGCAAGUGGUCAAAUUAAUCCUCACAUUAGCUGGUUGUUGGAAAAACUUGGUUUGGAUCAUGCUCGGACUACAAUACCAAAAUAUGUUCAACGAGGUUUAAUGGAUCCCAUUGAUUUAGCUGUUGCAACUACUCUGGAACUGCUACUAACAAUGUCACAACAAAAACAGUAUUAACUCCUUUUUAAAAAUGCAAUUGUGGGAUUUCUUACUAUUUUAAUUAAGGGACUUGUCUGCAAUUAACUGACAUGCAUCAUUUUUGCGUUUAAAAGUUUUACUUUGCUAUAGUUUGCAUUUGGUGUAUUGUUUUUAUUGAACCGG
Messenger RNA from Amphimedon queenslandica, 2107 nucleotides. RefSeq lists its product as uncharacterized. Bases 113 to 1963 code for a protein of 616 amino acids. The transcript has 6 exons. NCBI's taxonomy places the organism in Eukaryota, Metazoa, Porifera, Demospongiae, Haplosclerida, Niphatidae. The record is from RefSeq and is a predicted model, not a curated record. Gene Ontology annotation, biological process: synaptic vesicle endocytosis.